AUGAUGAGAAACGGCUGGAGAGUUUCCAAGUUCCGGGCCUGCAAUCGGCUUACAGGUCUGGCAUAUUGUAAUUUAAAAUAAAACCGCACUCCAUUCCUCCCUCCCCCAAUCUCUUAUUGCAUGUUAUCCAGCACGCCAUGUCCUCACAAGUUUCAUCAAAACCAUCAAUCACUCCAUGCAAGGUAGCCGAUACAUCCACCGCCAAUCGGCCGGGUGGUAGGGGUUUGACCAGAAUGGAACGGCGCAGACAGCAGAAUCAGAUCAAUCAGCAGGCGUGGCGUGAGUUUGACCUUUCGUGUAAUAUACCGCUGUGCUUUGGGGGGGGGGUUAGCCUUUUCUUUUCUUUUUUUCUUACUAUCUUCCAGGGCAAAGGAAGAGGAUGCGAGAGCAAUUAGGACGUGUGACUGAGAUUCAAGUUCAAAGUGCCGCGUAUUCAGCACUGACAAAAUUUCCACUUCCGGACCUCACCAGAUUCGUCCACGCCGUCCAACAGGAACCCGGAGACUAUGUCCAGCCAAAUAAAUGCCAACUCAUUAAUCCAGAUAUCUACCGGCUCCUGGCCCUUUUCGAAGUAUCUGCGUAUCAAAGCUAUCUCGGAUCCCCUAAUGUCGACCAUCGCUUGACGCUAGUGAAGUUGAAUGUGUUCCGCGCGUUCCAGUUGAACAUCACCUCCCUCGGAUGGUCUUUGGAAGGCAUGACAGAUGAUGCAUUGUCUCCGUUCAGCAACUCCGGACCGUGCACGGGCGAUUGUUCACAAUCCCUUCUGCCGGCAAGUCUGCGCCCAACACCUCUCCAGCAAAGCCAAUCGCACCAUCCUUGGCUCGACUUCUUUCCUUUCCCCCGUCUAAGAGACAAUCUCAUCAUACAAGAAGAACAUGUCGAUGACUCCCAGCUCUGUCGGGACUUGAUGGGGUUCUGGUCCAUGCCGUCAGAGGAAGAUAACUGUAUGCUAGUGUGGGGGGAUCCCUGGGACCCUAUGAACUGGGAAGUCACCGAGCUUUUUUUACAGAAAUGGGGUUGGGCUGUUACGGGUUGUCGGGAGAUUAUCUGGUCGAGUAAUUUUUGGCGGGAGAAGCGGGGGCAAAAAAAGCUGACUUGGAAGAAAUCUUUUUGUUAGGAAUGCAUUGUAUCACUUAUUUCUGUACUCAAUAUCUAUACUGGUCCAUCUUCAAUCUAACAUAAAAGACUCGGAAAAGGAUA
This is a messenger RNA of Aspergillus ruber CBS 135680, 1200 nucleotides long. RefSeq names its product DUF3425 domain-containing protein. Lineage: Eukaryota; Fungi; Ascomycota; Eurotiomycetes; Eurotiales; Aspergillaceae. The record is from RefSeq and is a predicted model, not a curated record. The coding region runs from base 380 to 1117 and encodes 245 amino acids. The transcript has a single exon.